Molecule: messenger RNA, 1886 nt
Organism: Notothenia coriiceps (black rockcod)
Lineage: Eukaryota; Metazoa; Chordata; Actinopteri; Perciformes; Nototheniidae
Product: copine-5-like
Exons: 20
Coding region: 327-1886 (519 amino acids)
Biological process (GO): cellular response to calcium ion
Cellular component (GO): plasma membrane
Molecular function (GO): calcium-dependent phospholipid binding
Source: RefSeq, a predicted model, not a curated record
CAGACAGGAGGGGUGGAGUUCACAGCUUCUACUUUCCAGACGCUGCUCGGGCAGAAGAGCUCAUUCUGUGCCUGGUAAACACCGGAGUUGGCACUUAUGCAUCCUGGCAUGUGAUCCCACUUUAGUUAAAUCAAUCGUCUCACUGCUGCAGCCUCCCAUUAAACUUUCCAUGCUGUUGCCCGUCCAAUGGACAGCACUUAGGGGGUUUGUCUGGACCGUAUCCGCUCCUGCUCGCUCUUCCGCUGCUCUCCGUCUCUCCACCGCGGUCUCUCCCGGUUCAGAGGGACUCACGCGGCUCGGGGAGCUGGCCCGGGUCUCCUGCACUCAUGGAGGGAGACGUAAUGGACAAGGUGGAGGCCACGGCGACGGUGUGUGACUUCGAUCCCAUCAGUGGCAGCGUCCCGGCCACCAAGGUGGAGAUCACCGUGUCCUGCAGAAAUCUCUUGGACCGAGACACUUUCUCCAAAUCCGACCCACUGUUGGUGUUGUACACGCAGGGCGCUGAGUGCAAACAGUGGAGAGAGUUCGGGAGAACAGAAGUGAUCGACAACACACUGAACCCGGACUUUAUCAGGAAGUACAUCCUGGACUACUUCUUUGAGGAGAAGCAAAACCUGAGAUUUGACGUGUAUGAUAUUGAUUCUAAAAGUCCAGAUCUGGCAAAGCAUCCCACCGACUUUAACGACUUUCUGGGACAGGUCCACUGUACAUUGGGAGAGAUCGUGGGCUCACCAGCCAGCCGCCUGGAGAAGCCUCUCGGUGGCAUACCUGGGAAGAAAUGUGGGACAAUUAUCUUGUCUGCGGAGGAGUUGGGAAACUGCAGAGAUUACGCCACCAUGCAAUUCUGUGCCAACAAACUAGAUAAGAAGGACUUCUUUGGAAAGUCAGACCCCUUCAUGGUCUUCUACAGAAGUAAUGAGGAUGGAACGUUCACCAUCUGCCACAAGACUGAAGUGAUGAAAAACACGCUGCACCCUGUGUGGCAGCCCUUCUCCAUCCCUGUCAGAGCGCUCUGCAACGGAGACUAUGAGAGGGCAAUCAAGGCAGAGGUGUAUGACUGGGACAGAGACGGGAGUCAUGAUUUCAUUGGUGAAUUCACCACCAGCUACAAAGCGCUCUGUCGAGGUCAAAACCAGUUGAACGUCCACGAGGUGGUGAAUGCAAAGAAGAAAAUAAAGAAAAAGAGAUACAUCAACUCUGGGACGGUGUCCUUGUUGUCAUUCAACGUGGAGUCAGAGCACACCUUCCUGGAUUACAUCAAAGGAGGGACUCAGAUUCACUUCACAGUGGCCAUUGAUUUCACUGCAUCAAACGGAAAUCCGUCCCAGUCUACUUCACUGCAUUACAUGAACCCUUACCAGAUGAAUGCCUAUGCUAUGGCUCUCAAAGCCGUGGGAGAGAUCAUCCAGGACUAUGACAGUGAUAAGAUGUUCCCGGCUCUGGGAUUUGGUGCUAAGCUGCCCCCUGAUGGAAGGGUCUCCCAUGAGUUCCCGCUGAAUGGCAACAUUGAGAACCCGUACUGUAACGGCAUGCAGGGGAUUCUUGACGCUUACCAUCAAAGCCUUAAGACGGUUCAGCUGUACGGACCCACCAACUUUGCUCCAGUUGUGAAUCAUGUGGCAAGCUAUGCAGCAGCAGUGCAGGAUGGGUCCCAGUACUUUGUUCUGCUCAUCAUCACUGACGGCGUUAUAUCAGACAUGGCCCAGACUAAGGAGGCCAUAGUGAAUGGGUUUACCCUCGGGAGGGGCUCUCCUGAGAUCCCCUCACAGGUCAACAGGUUCACCUUAUCGGAUGCAGAGCUCUCACCCAGCGCAUCCUCUGAGGCUCAAGAACAGGGCGCUCUGACCCACAGCAGACUGGGUUUAAAGGGAAUUUGCGACUGUUAA